AUGGCGUUUGAGAUGGCCGCCCAAAAGAAGUUGAUUAACGAGCUCAUUAGUAGUGGAGUGCAGCCCGAGCCUCCGUCCAUCAGACAACCGGAAUCCGAACCAUUUGUCAUUCCCCCAAUUCAAACUACUUUUGAGGGAGUUUUCAACCCGCAAUAUACUUACACUCAAAAUCUUCCGUUCUAUCCUCUCUAUGGGCAAGGGUAUCAGCCUCAAGGUGGUCAAGGUGGUCCGAGCAUGCCUCCAGAUCCACAAGCUUUUUAUCAGACUACCACAGAGCCUGUUGUGCCAGAGCACACUGUUCAAACUAAGCCGGAAGUGGGAGAGCCGUCUGCCCCGGUUGAUAUGAAGUUACUUAAGCGGUUGGAUCGUUUCGAUGAGUUCAUCAGAAAAAACCAAGGUUUAAGCAAGCAAGGGGUGUUAGACUACGAUGAUCUGUGCCUGUUUCCAAAUGUACAGCUGCCCGUGGGAUCCAAGACCCCGAAGUUCAAUAAAUAUGAUGGUACGGACAAUCCUAAGACACACUUGCGUUUGUUUGCCAACAAGUUGGGCAGACCAGUGGAUGAUGAAAACUUGCCAUUAAGGUUAUUUCCAGAGAGUCUAGAAGGCGACGCCCUUAUUGGUAUUCAAACUUAA
Messenger RNA from Coffea eugenioides, 633 nucleotides. RefSeq lists its product as uncharacterized. The record is from RefSeq and is a predicted model, not a curated record. Lineage: Eukaryota; Viridiplantae; Streptophyta; Magnoliopsida; Gentianales; Rubiaceae. The transcript has a single exon. The coding region runs from base 1 to 633 and encodes 210 amino acids.